This is a messenger RNA of Pomacea canaliculata, 1554 nucleotides long. RefSeq lists its product as uncharacterized. The transcript has 5 exons. The record is from RefSeq and is a predicted model, not a curated record. Lineage: Eukaryota; Metazoa; Mollusca; Gastropoda; Architaenioglossa; Ampullariidae. Bases 83 to 733 code for a protein of 216 amino acids.
CUGAGGAUCUGGAUCCUGUUUAAUACGAAAAGCUUACACCCCUACACGGGUUACAAAAACCCAAACUAGUCUCAAAUAUUCCAUGGCCUAUUCAUCUGGUACAAAGAAGACAACAUCUACAUACAGCGGGUGCGGCGACGACACGGCUGAGUGCAGGCCUGCAGUCGCUGUACAAGUUGCUUGCAUGCAGCAGACAGUGACACCUGUGUCACACCUGUGUCUACCUGUGUCUACCUGUGUCUACCUGCCUACCUCAGGUGAACGGCAAGCUGCCUGUGCAGCGUGUGACAAAGACUGGCACUGUGUGGAUGGUGCAGGAGUAGCACUCAAGGAAGACGUGUCUUCAGUGACACCACAAGGAAGUUGUGCUGAUACCGGUGGAGGUGCCUGCUACAACAGUCUGACGAUGGACGCACUGAUGGCAGCAUGUCUCCUGAUGGCCUCAGCAGUGCCAGUGCCAGUGUCAGGUAGCACACUGUGUGUGUUCAAGGUGUCACUGCAGGACCCUCCUGGCAACCUGUCCUACACUGAGAAGCGCUGGUGUCAAUACGGGUGUUGCCAUGACGACUGCUGCUUAUAUUCAGUGGCCCUGGUGUUGUGGUCGCUGGUGGGAGUGGUGCUUGGUGUGGUCCUCACGGUGUCGGUGAUCAGCUCGGCCGUCGUCUACUGUUACAGGAGACACCGCCAGCAGAUGGCGCUCACCCAGUAUGGCCGCUGUGUGGAGUCGGAGUAAACCACCACAGGUAGCCCUGGUCCUGAUCAUCUCUCUCUGACGGGGAGGACCUCACGAACAGCUUGAACAACUGUCACAACAACCUCUACUCAGUUUAAUUCAACUCAUCUCACCAACUUCAGCAUCAGUGUCAACAUCAUCAAACAGAACCUCAACCUUGUCACCACAACCAUUCAACCUGACCCUCAGUCUCAACAUGGUAUGAAAACCUGACCUCAGCAAACUCAGUCUCGUCAUCUGUGAUGGUAAUCUCAUCAUCAAACUCAGUCUCAUCAUCUGUGAUGAUAAUCUCAUCAUCAACCUCAGCCUCACACUUGCCUGAUUAGCUAAGCCUCACCAAGCUCUUAGCCUUAUAAUCAACAUUAAUUUUAAAUUUUUUCAUGCAACUCUGCAAUUACUUUCGUACCAGAUAGAAAAUGACAAACAAACAUCUUAAUUUAAUAAAUAAAGACAUUACAAACAUCUCAGACAAACAAAAAGAUUUCCUGUUACACAGACAGGACUACAAGACCCUCUUUAAAAAUAAAAGUCGUUCCUGUCGCUUUCGACGAAAGUUCUAGGUCUUCCAGCAGGAAGGAACACCCACAUAACAUACAACAGAAGUAGAGUGUGUAGAACACAACACGUGACAGAAGUAGAGUGUGUAGUACACAACACGUGACAGAAGUAAAGUCUGUAGAACACAACAUGUGACAGAAGUAGAGUGUGUAGAACACAACACGUGACAGAAGUAGAGUGUGUAGAACACAACACGUGACAGAAGUAGAGUGUGUAGUACACAACACGUGACAGAAGUAGAGUGUGUAGAACACAACACGUGA